Messenger RNA from Hypanus sabinus (Atlantic stingray), 6317 nucleotides. It is a transcript of the gene gphra, whose product is annotated as Golgi pH regulator. Gene Ontology annotation, molecular function: voltage-gated monoatomic anion channel activity. The transcript has 14 exons. The record is from RefSeq and is a predicted model, not a curated record. Lineage: Eukaryota; Metazoa; Chordata; Chondrichthyes; Myliobatiformes; Dasyatidae. Gene Ontology annotation, cellular component: Golgi cisterna membrane. Gene Ontology annotation, biological process: intracellular pH reduction. The coding region runs from base 136 to 1503 and encodes 455 amino acids.
CCCCGCACCCAUUUCAUCCUCCCUCCUCUUCACUCUUAACAUAUUUCCUCCGUUGCCAUGGUUUCCGCGAGCCCGCGCAACCCGUGAUGUCACAACGUCGCGGAGUGAUGACGAACGUGGGAACGGGUUGUCGCCAUGUCGUUUGUUGUGGACUCGGUCAUCAUGUUCUCUUCGCAGGUACUUUUUUUUGGCUUCGGAUGGCUUUUCUUCAUGCGCCAGUUAUUCAAGGACUAUGAGGUCCGACAAUAUGUUGUCCAAAUAGUUUUCUCAGUGAUGUUUGCUUUCUCCUGCACUAUGUUUGAACUCAUCAUCUUUGAGAUUCUGGGUGUUUUAAACAGCAGCUCAAGGUACUUUCAUUGGAAGUUGAAUUUGUACGUCAUAUUAGUGGCACUUAUCUUUAUCGUCCCUUUCUACAUUGGCUAUUUUGUGGUCAGCAACAUUCGACUUUUGCAGCGAAAAAGAUUGCUGUUUGCAUGGGUCGUUUGGUUGGCAUUCAUGUACUUUUUCUGGAAGCUCGGAGAUCCAUUUCCUAUCUUAAAUCCAAAACAUGGAAUUCUAUCAAUCGAGCAAUUGAUCAGCCGAGUUGGUGUUAUUGGUGUCACACUGAUGGCAUUGUUAUCAGGUUUUGGUGCUGUUAAUUGCCCAUACACCUACAUGUCUUACUUUCUGAGGAAUGUAACUGAUAGUGACAUUCUUGCACUGGAGAGGCGGUUACUGCAGACCAUGGACAUGAUCAUCAGCAAGAAGAAGAGAAUUGCUAUGACCAGGAGAAUGAUGUACCAGCGUGGAGAAGUACUGAAUAAGCCUGCAGGCUUUUGGGGAAUGAUCAAAAGUGUGACAUCAUCAUCUUCCAAUGGUGAAAAUCUCUCACAUAUUCAGCAGGAAGUAGAUGCUCUGGAAGAAUUGAGCCGACAUUUAUUUCUUGAAACAGUUGAUCUUCAUGCAACAAAGGAAAGAAUUGAAUAUUCAAAAACAUUCCAAGGAAAAUAUUUUAAUUUUUUGGGGUACUUUUUCUCUAUAUACUGUGUCUGGAAAAUCUUUAUGGCAACAAUAAAUAUUGUCUUUGAUCGUGUUGGUAAAACUGACCCAGUCUCGCGAGGUAUAGAGAUCACAGUGAACUAUCUGGGCAUUCAGUUUGAUGUGAAGUUUUGGUCUCAACAUAUCUCCUUCAUCCUUGUGGGAAUAAUUAUCGUCACCUCCAUCCGAGGUUUACUGAUCACUCUUACUAAGUUCUUUUACGCAAUUUCCAGCAAUAAGUCUUCGAAUGUCAUAGUGCUUGUCCUUGCACAGAUUAUGGGCAUGUAUUUUGUGUCAUCGGUGUUGCUCAUGAGGAUGAGCAUGCCCCUGGAAUAUCGCACCAUCGUCACGGAGGUCCUUGGCGAGCUGCAGUUCAGCUUCUACCAUCGCUGGUUUGAUGUCAUCUUCCUGGUCAGUGCGCUGUCCAGCAUUGUCUUCCUUUACCUUGCACACAAACAAGCUCCAAAGAAGCAGAUGAACUUUUAGAAACAUCGAGAUCCCAGGCGCUCUGAUACUAUGCUCUUGCCUGCUGUGUGAUCUAAGUCAACUUCUGGAGGUCUUCCUGAGGAUGCUGAGAAGACUUGAAGGACGGCAGUAUUCAGUGAAGCACAUUAGGGACUGCAGAACUCUGAACAAGGGCUUCUUUAAUGCAAGGAAUUUGAAACGUUUAACUUAAACAUUUGUUUAACAGAAACAAAAGCACUGCUAAAGUGUGCAUACUUUUGAACUGAACUCACACACAAAAACUUCUGUUGAAUGGUGCAAUUUGUUCUUAUCAAGUACAAUAGUAAGAUAUAUUCUAACCAAGUGAUAAAUUUUGCAUUGAUUUUAAAGGGGGGAAAAAACAGGGAAAGUCAGUUUAGUCUCAGUGAACAAGGAUACAGGCUGAAUUCUCCCUUAACAGGUAAUACCAAGGCACCCAUGACUUUGCACAGGAAAGUCACACUUUGUGAUUUUCCCACUUUGGUUUACUUAGUGAAUUGUAUUUCCAAUGAAAGAAACCGAAGUGCAAGUCUUAGUGAGCCCUGGUUUCUGGUACCUGAAGUAUGGGGAGCUGCUGAUGUUUACCUCAUGUGCCUCAAUGGCGUCACACUGGAUAUAGGUCUUACUGUUUUCUCACUCUCUGUCAAACUAGUCUUCUGACACCUGGAGUAUAUAAAGCUCAAAUUCUUUGAAUAAAUGAGAUUCGAUAUCACUUCUGAUCUUCAGGUGAUGUUAACAGAAGCCACUAGUACACUGGAAUGGGAAUAUCUACGAUUCUGCAAAGUACAUCAUCUGUGUCGACUUUGCGUGACUUGGUGCUGUGUGAGAUGUGAGUUUGUCAGUACUCCCCAUCCCUCUAACGCAGGGGUUCCCAAUUGCCUAAUGGUAUUGGUCCACGACAUAAAAGAGGUUGGGAACCCCGGCUCUAACCCCAGAUGUAUUCCCCUCACAACAUACAAAGGAAUUGCAUUGGAAUUGUUGAUUAUUGUCACAUGCAUCAUGAUACAAAGAAAAGCACAGUGCAUUGAACUAGAAGAAGGUAAAACAAUAACAAAGUGUAAAAGCUACAGAAAAAAGUGUAGUGCAGGUAAACGAUAACAAGGUAGAUUGAGAGGCCAGGAGUUCAUCUUAUCUUACAAGAGGUCUAUUCAAGAGCCUGAUAGCAAUAGGAUAGAAGCUGUCCUUGAGCCUGAUGGUACAUGCUUUCGGGCUUUUGUAUCUUUGGCUCAAUGGGAGAGAGAAGAAAAGAGAAUUGGAUUGGUGGUGUCUUUGAAAAUGUUGGCUGCUUUACUGAGGCAGUGGGAACUGUGGACAAAGUCCAUGGAAGGGAAGUUGAUGUUCAUGAUGUUCUGGGCUGUGCACACAGCUCUCCUCUGUAUCUUAUGGUCACACACUAAACUGUUUUGCAUUCAGACAGAAUUCUUUCUAUGGUGCAUUGAUAGAAGUUGGUAAGAGUCGACAAGGAAAUGUCAAAUUUCUUCAGCCUCCUGAGAAAUUAAAGGCACUGGUGAGCUUUCUUGGCUGUGAUAUUAAUGCAUUCAAGCUUUGGAUCAAAAUACUGCAUCCAGCAGGUUGAUCGUUGUUCCAGAUUCCAAAUCUGCAGUCUCUUGUGUUCCUUAUUCCUCUGAAGGUGUUCCAAUUCUGAGAGUUCUCAUAUACAGUAGUCUCCCAUAAAAUUGAAAAGGUUCAAUAAAUUAAGCAAGUUGUUCGCAGAAGUCAUAUUUAGGACAGUUAGUCAGAGCUGCAAGAGACAUUCAAAAUGGAGGGAGGAUGCUUUAGUUGUCUGAAUGAUCAAACAGAGUCCUGUUAUUUGGCUUGGGAUUCUUCCACAGCCGUUUCCUGCUCUUACUUGACACUGGGCUUGAGUUAAUUGCCUCCCUUAGAUUUUGUGUUAACUUUCUAGCCAUUUUUGUUCUCCAUCCUCAACACCCAGGUAUCAACAUCUCUUGCAUUUCGUGUUAACUUGUCAUAUGCAUACCUUGUCCACAAUUGGAUGAGCUCCAACUGCCAACUGAAAAGCACUGAGUUUGAGAUAUCUGUUUCACACAGUGGAUUCCCUGAUGAGCAGUCAUUGCCAUUCUCUGUAAAAUAUCAUGGCUCCAGGAACAGUUCAGGCUAGAUAUCCUGGCGUGAGAGUCUCAUCUCCUGACACCCAAAGGCAUUCCCCCAUCAAAAAGACAUAAGUCAGGAGCGUGACCAAAUGCCAUCUACUUGCCUGGAUGAGUGCGAUGCCAGCAACUCUCUAAAGGACAAAGCAGUUCAUCCACAAUCCUAAGCACUCAUUCACUUCCGCACCACUGCACGUGUAGAAGUAACAGAACAUAUUGCAGUCACUUGCCUAAAUUACUCUGAAGGCAGUUACUAAGUGGAUAAGGGCAGCCAGCAUGUGGAACUCUACCAGAUUCCUGUGUGGUAAUCUGAAAUAAAUCACCAUCUGUCUCAGAGUGGCUCUCAGCUGACAGAAUGCAGUAGUUAGAGCCAGCAGCUCAACAUCACUUUACGAACAUAAAAGAAAGUAAAGCUUGGAAAUAAGCCGUUUGGCCCCGGUGUCUGUGCUGAAUAUGAUGCUAGUUUGAGCUGCACAACUGCCUGACAAUGCUCCAUAUUCCUCAAUCACCUGCCUGUCUAAGUUCCACAUAAUAUUGCUAACGUGAUUACUUUCAAGCAGGUGAUUAGGGAUUGCCGAUAGUUUCUGGCUCUUGUCAGUGAUGCCCUCCUUCCAUGACAAUUAAAAUUGCAUUUUAAUUCACGUGCACAUACACUUUGUCACCACUUUAUUAGGUAUGCCUGUAAAACUGCUUGUUAAUGCAAAUAUUUAAUCAGUCAAUCAUAUGUCAGCAAUUCAUUGCAUAAAAGCAUGCAGUCAUGGUUACAAGGUUCAGUUGUUGUUCAGACCAAACAUCAGAAUGGGGAAGAAAUGUGAUCUAAGUGACUGACCAUGGAAUGAUUGUUGGUGCUGGACAGAUUGGUUUGAAUAUCUCAAAACUGCUGAUUUCCUCAGAUUUUCAUGCACAGCAACCUCUAGAGUUUACAAAGAAUGGUGCAAUAUACAAAAAACAUCCAGUGAGCAGCAGUCUGGUGUCAAAAUGAUUUGCUAAUGAGAGUGGUUAGAGGAAAAUGGCCAGACUGGUUCAAGCAGACAGGAAGGUGACAGUAACUCAAAUAACCACAUGUUACAACAGUGGUGUGCAGAAGAAUAUCUUUGAAAGCGCAACACGUCAAACCUUGAAAUGGAUGGUCUACAGCAGCAGAAGACUACAAACAUACACUCAGUGGCUGCUUUAUUAGGUAUAGGAGGCACUUAAUAAAGUAGUUACAGAGUGUAAGUGCAUCUGCUAGAUAAGAAUUAGAGUUCACCACAGGUUGCUGUGAGAUUUAAAGAUAAAACUUGCUUCAAUCUCUCCCCAUCAUCCUACCGGAAAUCUAUUUCUUUACCUGAAGAUUAAAAAAAGACUAACCAGUUCUUUCCUUAUUGUUGCAAUUUAAUAUUUCACCCAUCACCUGUCCAUAUGUGUGCUGGCGUGUGUCCUAGUGGACAAGGCAUCAGACUAGUAACCUGAAGGUCACUGGUUCGAGCCUCACCUGAGGCAGCGUGUUUGUGUCCUUGAGCAAGGCACUGAACAACACAUUGCUCUGCGACGUCACUGGUGCCAAGCUGCAUGGUUCCUAGUGCCCUUCCCUUGGACAACAUUGGUGGUGUGGAGAGGGGAAGGCCUGCAGCUUGGGCAACUGCUGGUCUCCCAUACAACCCUGCCCAGGCCUGCGCCCUGGAAACUCCAGGCGCAGAUCCAUGGUCUCUCGAGACCGACGGAUGCCACUACACACACCUGUCCAUAGCUAUAUUAUCCUUUUUUGUUUUGCUCACCCAGCUUCUAUCAAAAUGCUUUAUCUUUCACUUUUGAAAAUGACAUUUUUUUGAAAAUGAAAGCACUAGCUAACCAGACACACAAUCCCAACAGUUCCCAUUUCAAACUAUAAUUAUUUGUGGUUGUUUUAAUUUCUGUUUUGUCACCAGUGUUUUGUUUUACAAAUCUACACUUCAAUACAAGUGUGGCAAAGAGAUUUACAGACUUGGGUACAUGAAGUGAAUAAUAUUCUGCUCUGUAUUUUAAAUUAAGUUGCCCAUUUUUAUUCAUAAAAUAAAUCAGAGAUACAAGUUUUGUCCAUUGAAAGUUUUAUUGUUUCUAUUUACAGAAAAAAAAGUCAUAAGUACAGCAUAUAAUUAUGUAGCUUGGACCUCGACAUUGCAUUCAUGAAUCUGAAACAAUUGUACUGCAUGGAUGGGUGUUUCCUGAUCUGAUAGGAGCAGAAGGAGCAAAGCCUCCUCUUAGACUAUUAAAUUGAAUCUACCUUAACCUCAUUUACCCACCUUUUGUGCCAUGUUUUAUAAUAAGGUUGUGAUCCUUUGAGUAUUAAAAUCUUUAUGUGAUCUAGUUGAAGUUAAGAUCCCUUGAGGGAGAGACCUGAACAAUGGAACAUAACCUUGAAUCCCUAACAAAAAUUUUACUUGGUCUCAAAUUUCCACUGGCAUCUGUUUUUCCCACACCACCCCUGGGCACCACACCAUUUAGGAUAGGUUUCCAGAUUUCCAGGACUCCUAAAAGCAAAUAGGACUGGGCAAGACUUAAGUUUGAAAAUAAUUUUGCUGCCUAGAGCAGCAGCCUACAUUUUAACCUAUGUAAGACCAUAAAAUAUAGGAGUAGAAUUAGGCCAUUUGGCCCAUUGAAUCUGUUCCACCAUUUCAUCAUGGCUGAUCCAAUUUUCCUCUCAGCCCCAAUCUCCUGCCUUCUCCCUGUAUCACUUCAUGUUCUGACCAA